Molecule: messenger RNA, 1148 nt
Organism: Styela clava
Lineage: Eukaryota; Metazoa; Chordata; Ascidiacea; Stolidobranchia; Styelidae
Source: RefSeq, a predicted model, not a curated record
CUGCAGCUUAUUUAAAUGGAAUGACUGGAAUUAUCAAUUAUGUUGUUGCUUUUGUAUUAGCAACGGAGGUUAUUUCGGUGAAGUCAAGAAAUUUUAUGGCUAUUUGUUCAUUAUAUUCAUUUUCCAUCGGAUAUGCUAUUGUUCCGUUGAUUGGCUAUUAUACACAAACAUGGCGUUCAUACUUAUGGGCAUCCAUGGUACUUGGCGCUUUGAUCUAUCUUCCGGGCUACUGGCUGUUUCCAGAAUCACCACGUUGGCUAUUGACAGUCGGUCGGAAAAAUGACGCGAUUGUAGGUUUGAAAAAAAUGGCAAAGAUGAACAAAAUGAAUAUUGAUUUUGCAUCAAUAAAAAAAGUACAAGGAGUUGAUUUCCGUAAUACGAUGGCAUCUUUGUCAGGGCCAAUAGAGACGCUUCGCAUAUUUUUCAAAUCUACAUUAACCUCUAGAUGUCUGGCAAUUUUCUUCGUUUGGUUUGUAGCAGGUCUUGUUUACUACGCAAUAUCGUACCACUCAAAGAGCUUCAGUGAUGAUCGAUACUUAAACAUAUUGUACUCAGCAUUGGCGGAAAUUCCCGCACUUGUUAUUGCAUAUUAUGCAGUCAACAUUUUCGGCCGUCCAAGAUGCACAACUUUCUCUCUUUUGAUCUGUGGAACUUCGAGCAUUAUCCUACCUUAUUUACCAGAAGACAUUUCUUUAAUCAGGACAAUAACAUCUAUAAUCGGAAAAGGUGCUGUAAGCGCAGUGUUUUAUAUCACCUACUUGAGCACAUCUGAAAUAGCCCCCACUCUACAACGAAGCGCAGCAAUGAGCAUGGCAUCAUUCUGCAGUCGUAUUGGAGCGAUCGUCGCACCAUUCGUCAUGUUCAUGAAUAAAAUUCAAUACUCUAUACCAAACUGGAUAAUGGGUGGAUUGACAAUUCUGAGCGGAAUCAUUUGUAUCGUUCGCAUUCCGGAAACAAUAGGAGUGGAGAUGCCAGAUACAAUUCAACAAGCUGAAAGUAACAAACGAUACUAUGGAUUCAAUAUAUUUCGAAAAUUCGAACCAAAUAAAUAUACCAAUCAAAGCAAGGAUAAUCACACGGAAAAGAAAUUGACAAACUUGCGUAAUACAAUUGUUUCUUUCGUACACAUACUGAAAACUUACGAGUAG